Boeremia exigua is the source of this 2640-nucleotide messenger RNA. RefSeq lists its product as uncharacterized. Lineage: Eukaryota; Fungi; Ascomycota; Dothideomycetes; Pleosporales; Didymellaceae. Bases 1 to 2640 code for a protein of 879 amino acids. The record is from RefSeq and is a predicted model, not a curated record. The transcript has 2 exons.
AUGACGUGGCCGUUUGGGCGCAGGAGCGGAAGAGCCGCUAAAUUAAAAGAGGGCCGCACCGCGGUUGCGGACAGGAGCCGGCCUGUUGCAGAGCAAACCAUCGCGACUCAGGACCACGGCAGCGAUGCCCUGCACCACAGGCCCAGUCAGCGCAGCGGCCGCAGGAGGCGGACGAGUUCGCGCUCCACAACGUCUCUGCACGACGUCGAGAAGAAUCCUUUCGGUGACCCACCGCUCGACCCUGGUCUUGCAAAAGAGGCGCGUCUGCCCAACCCGGCCUCGAGUGUCGAAGACAUUACAGCCCUACCGCGCCAGCAGCACCUCGCCCACAGCCCGCACCUGCGACCCGUCACCCAGGAUUUCAGCGGCGUGCCCUACAACUUCCAAUCUCCCUCCCACACCAGCCUGCGCACGGCACGCGAGCGGGGGAAGCUCCAGCGACCCCAGUCACUGCGCAGGGGUCCUCCCAACGAGACAUCCCUGAUGCGCCGCAAAUCCAGCAAGAGACGGAAGGAGCAUGACCACAUUCGCGAAGAGGAGAUCCGCGCCAUGGCUCUGCCAAUGCCACAAAAACGGCCUGCUGGUAACUCCGGCGGCAUGCUGCGUCGAGACAGCAAAAAGGUCAAGGGUGGUCUCAACGCACGCUUCGAGCGCCCGCAGUCCAACAUCUCGUUGCCACUAGAAGACUCGAUCCAUUCGUCCAUGUCCGGCAACUCCGAACUACGUGCCUUCCGCGUCAGCGCACUCGAUUUCUUCGCUCCACGACCGACCAUCCGCUUCUCCGUCGGCACGCAAUACUACUACAGUGGCGAUCGCUCGUCACCAACUGCUCGCUUAGAAAGAAGCAACUCACGGAAGGAAAAAAGACCCGCCAGCGCGAAGGAAGACAACCAAUGGAAAAGGACAAGCAGGAUCGAUGACCUUGCUGACACACUUGAUGCUGGUGCGCUGCGAGAGAUCCUUGAUAGGGAUAAGCGGCGCCAGGAGAAGAAGGCUAGGGCUGAUCAGGAGCGUUUGCGUCGUCGACUGGAACGACGUGCAGAGAAGCAGAAUGCCGCCCCAGGAGGUACUCCACCAGUGCCUGCGCGGAGUGACGCUGUUGGAGCAGUUGGCCUUGGUAUUGAGAAAGAAACAGCAGUGCCCAAGCCAGAAUCUGUACAGGAGGCUGCUGUACCAAUGGAGGACGUACGUCCACCAACACCUUCAACACCGCCAUGGCUUCGACCGCUCACACCGCCGCCCAUGCAUCGACUUCAGACUACUAUACCAGCUAGUCCUGAUAAUGAUCAGUUGCCGACUCCCAUAGAAACGCCAAUGGAGGACAUGAUCAUUUCAGAUGCUCAGGCUGUUCGCUACUCUCGAGGCAGCAUUGCUAGUCCUGUACAUACCCGUGGACCAUCGAAUGUUUCCAUGAUGCCGGAGCUGCUCUCUGAGAAGUUGGCCGAAGAGUCGCCUUUCGAAUCCGUCGAGCCACACUACGAUCCGACAAGGAGCGGCUCGUUACAUCCAAUCGAUACUAUCGACACCACAACAUCCAACAAAGGCUCUAGUUUCCGCCGACGCAGCUCAGACGGGCGACGGAUGAGUGCGUUUGCGUCCUUCUUCAGACGAAGCAAGCGAAGCUCCCAAGAACCGGGACGUACCACUCCGUCAGAGGCUUCUUUCUCCAACACAUCGCGCGAGUCCAUGUCUCGACAACCUAUUCCAGCUCAUCUGAUCGCUACUGUCUCAAGUGCCCCCAUCCAGAUCAAAAGGCCCUCGAGCGUUCCUCGCCGCACAAUGUCCAAGUUCAGAGAGGAUUUGCCCGAAUUUCCCAUCUCUCCACCCGAUUCCCGUGUAGCUUCUCCAGAAGUGCCUUCAACCAGUGCCAUUGCUGCACGUCGUCGAACUCACAACCCAGAAAAUCUCCGCGUGGGUUCACUAGGGAUGGCAGCCAAUGCUCGUUCAGACUCUCCUGUUAGCCCGGGCCUAGCACUCGGCAACAAGAUGUCACAGUCGCUUGCCUCGGUGGACUCAGAGGGAUCAUGGCUGUCUGGCAGGCCUGUCAAGCGUAUUUCCAAUAAGUCAAUGAUGCGGUCCAGCAUUGCCUCGUCGGCUGUUCAGCAGAAUCCCGAGUUCAACAAUUCGUUUGAAGAGCUGGGAAUGACAGAUGACGAGUAUUUCAAAAGAUUAACGCCUCAGCCGGAGGAACUACGCCGUUCAAAUCUCUCGAGUGAACUCCUCGGCCGGAAAGCCAGCAGCACUGCCAUGGCCACGCUCGACGCGGCUGCCGAAUCCGAGGAAGAAGAAGACCUAACUCCAUCUGUACGUAGGUCACAAGACAGCGAGCAUGUCCAGGCCGGCCUUGCCCGACAUCCUACUGUCAUCCACCGGAAUGUCCGAGUAAAGUCUGCAGAAGGCUUGCUCACCAUGUUCGAUGCGGAUGCGCCAACGCCCGACGAAAGCGGCAGGAGACAUAACAUGGAGCCAGACUCGCCACAGUCCGACGAUUCGGGAGAGCAGGCCACAGUACAACGUGCGAAAAGCGUGGAUUUUGGUAAACACCACGUGCGGCACCUCAGUGCCGGCUCGGCCAAGCUUUUGGACAUCCAAAAGCGAUCGAGCGCAGCCUCACCCAGCAGAUUGUCCCAGCACGAGUAG